This is a messenger RNA of Anopheles nili, 3883 nucleotides long. It is a transcript of the gene sotv, whose product is annotated as exostosin-2. The coding region runs from base 1 to 2262 and encodes 753 amino acids. The record is from RefSeq and is a predicted model, not a curated record. The transcript is spliced from 2 exons. NCBI's taxonomy places the organism in Eukaryota, Metazoa, Arthropoda, Insecta, Diptera, Culicidae. Gene Ontology annotation, cellular component: membrane. Gene Ontology annotation, molecular function: glycosyltransferase activity.
AUGACGGCCCCGCUUAAAUACAGUGCCAUAAAAUCGCCAUCACCGCCGACGAAAACCGUCGUAAAUCCGUACGUGGUGGCGGCCGUACUGCUGUUGUUCUUGACUGCCGUCUGGCUCAGCUAUGGCGGCAGCAAGAAUGCUGGCGGCGAGCGGUUAUCACUCGAUUUGGCCGACAUCCCGCAGGUAGUCCUGGAUAAGGAUGCGGAGCUGGCGAGGGCCCGCAACCGGAACUGCUCCUACUGGGACUGUUUCAACGUGUACAGGUGCGGACAGCGCAUGGUCGCGGGUGCGGGUGACUACGUCGAUAACAGCGACGACGACGAGCAACGGGAGCGCAUAUCGAUCUACGUCUACCCGCUAAAAGAGUAUCUCGAUGCGGGCAGCAAGCAGCCGGCUUUUCAGCUGUCGCGGGAGUUUUACCGAAUCGUGCAAACCAUCGUCGACAGCCCGUACUACACCGCUAACCCCAAUGAGGCCUGCCUGUUCAUGCCAACUCUAGACACGCUUAACCAGAAUCGAAUCGAUACAACGCUGGUCGGAAAGGCGCUCGCCUCACUGCCUCACUGGGAAAACGGGGAGAAUCAUCUCAUUUUCAACUUCAUUGCCGGUUCCAAGCCAGACUACAGUACAGUGCUGGACGUGAACACGGACCGUGCCAUCAUCAUCGGGGCCGGCUUCGACAGCUGGACGUUCCGAACCGACUUUGACGUGGCCGCACCGAUGUACAGCCCAGUACUCGAGCGCCAUCGCACGCUUCGAGAGAGCCGUCGACAGGAUACGGCCGUUCUGCUCGUAUCCUCCCAGCUGAACAUAUUCCCGCGGCAAUUUCGCAUCCUGCAGGAACUGACGUACGAAUACCCAAAUGAAGUGCUACUGCUGCAGCGCUGUCCUUCCUCAACGGCGAAGACGGACGAGGCCCUCGACGUGCUGGGACAAUUUUCGGAAGAUCCGAGAUCGCGAGCUCCCGAUCGUCCUGGCGUCGGCAGCGAACAGGACAUUCGGUGUAACUUUCCCCAUGGCAACGAGUACGAGUAUCCGGAAGUGCUAGCAACCGGUACGUUCUGUUUAAUCGCACGUGGAGUGCGGCUUGGGCAACCGACACUGCUAGAAGCAAUGGCAGCCGGUUGCAUUCCGAUCGUGAUGGCGGACAACUACGUGCUGCCGUUCAGCGACAUCCUUGACUGGGAUCUGUUGGCUAUCCGCAUAUACGAGAGCAACCUACAUGCGGUCGUACAGGUGUUGCGAGCCGUCUCGAUGGAGCGGAUUCACGAGAUGCAAGCACAGGGCCGGUACGUGUACGAGCGGUACUUCGCAUCACUUGAAAAGAUUGUCCUUACCGCUCUUGAUCAGCUAAACGAUCGUAUCUUCCCGCACUUGAGUCGGACAUACCCGCACUGGAACAUGGGACCAGAACGCCGGGCAACGCAGAACCCGCUCUUCCUGCCGCUGAUCGCCCCGAAAGCGCAGGGCUUCACCGCUGUCAUCCUCACGUACGACCGGCUUGAAAGCCUAUAUAUACUGAUCCAGAAGUUGGCAACUGUGCCGUCGCUGCAGAAGAUACUGGUCGUGUGGAACAAUCAGCGAAAGUCACCGCCCCAUCCGUCCCUCUUUCCGAAGGUCGGUAAACCGCUCAAAAUCAUCCAGACGGCGGCAAACAGGCUCUCGAACCGGUUCUACCCAUACGAGGAGAUCGAAACCGAAGCAAUCCUUACGAUUGACGACGACAUCGUGAUGCUGACAGCGGACGAGCUCGACUUCGGUUACGAGGUGUGGCGCGAGUAUCCAGACCGGAUCGUUGGCUUCCCAAGCCGGACGCACGUCUGGGACAACGGAACCGGCCGGUGGCGAUACGAAUCAGAGUGGACGAACCAGAUCUCGAUGGUGCUGACCGGGGCCGCCUUCCACCACAAGUACUGGAGCUACAUGUACACGAACGCGAUGCCAGGCAACAUCAAGGAGUGGGUGGAUGAGCACAUGAACUGCGAGGACAUCGCGAUGAACUUCCUAGUCAGUAACAUCACAAACAAGCCACCGAUCAAGGUGGCGCCGCGGAAGAAGUUCAAGUGUCCGGAGUGCACGAAUAACGAGAUGUUGUCCGCCGACCUUAACCACAUGACGGAGCGAUCCGCUUGCAUCAACCGGUUCGCGGAGAUCUACGGUACGAUGCCGCUGCGAACAGUCGAGUUCCGGGCCGAUCCGGUGCUGUUUAAGGACAAUUUCCCCGAGAAGCUGAAGCGCUUCAACGACAUCGGCAGCCUGUAAAGCACACGCGUGCAACAUCCUGAAAUUUGAUUCUCAUUAUUUUCACGUGAACGCCUGAACAUAAUGCAUCAAGUAACGUUUUUAACAUACCAUUCGCCAUUAGUAACGUCGUCGUACACCAGUGGCACAGCGAGUCAUUCCAAGAAUUAGCUAAAACACCGAUAAGUCCCAAACCCUCCAGGACAUCGACAAUCGAAAGAAAACGAUUUUUGCAACCCAAUCAACGAGUCAACCCGAGCGAAUGAUCUUCAGAUCAAACUCAGCGACCGAUAGUGCUUCGAGCCUCAAACAGUAAAUGCAUCAGACAACUGCACAGCUAUUCAAUCAACGAGUCAACCAGUCCGUGAUGGUCUUUUGGGCCGCCCACAACGUUAAAAGGGACUUGAUCGACGCUAUUUGAAAUUGAGCGUUGCUGCAUCGGUCAAAGGAACCGGAGUGUUGUUCGAAAACCUACGGAAAUGCACAAAGCAACGUUUUUAGCGUAGCAUCGCCAAAGGAAAAGUCGUCGACGUUCCGUUCCCGAAUAUUCACGACCUCGACGUUCGAGAGAAAACGAUAUUUAUAACUCUACAAACGAGUUAACAGGAAUAAUUCAUCAAACGAGCAAACUAAGUAAACUCUGAGAUUCCCAAAAAAAGGGUCCAGGAGGAUGAAAGACCUCAGGCACAAAUCCAUUGUGUUGGUCAACAGAAAUAAUUCGAGCAAACUAGUUAUAUCUUUCAUGUUAAAUGGUUCAACAACCAUUGUACGGUCAAGGACUGCCUUGAUGGAUCAGUUGAAAUAUGAGCCUGAAACCAUUCGUGUGUUUAUUCUACAUGCUAUGCUUUUGACUAUCAAGUCCCCCCGAGCAAAUUAAGUAAACCUUCGAAAGGAUCCCGAGAAUCACGGCCUCGAACACAAAAGCAUGGCAUUAACUUCUAACUGUCUGGUGUAAUCAAAUGGAUUGAAGCUAUCAGGAAUAUUUCAUCCCACGUGCAAUUUCAGUAAAUUCAAAGAUUCCCUCCAAAUUAUCACGGAGCAUCAAUAACCUCGGUCACAAACGUGUCGUGUUGGCUAUUCAACAUAUCGGCGCAAAAUCAAACCGCUUGAAGCCAAUAGAUAUAUAUCAUACUACGAGCAAAUUAAGUAGACUUCGAGAAUCCCUCAAAAGGAUCACGAGCAUCGAAGACCUCGGACACAAAAGCAUCGUGUUAGCUUCAAAGUGUCCAGCAUAAUCAAGUCACUUGAAACACCGUCGCGAGAUUACCAUUGAGCAGAAGUCUCCAAUAGGAUGACUUCCAAUGCGGCCCAUGGAGAUUAUAUAAUUUUAACUGUAAUGGAAUAUUCCUUACAUUUUUAGGUAUUUUGCCUAAAGAAACCAAAGUAAAGCCAAUAGUUGAGAUUAUCUCUUAAACCCACAGAAAAUCGUGGAUUAGAUGUACACAUUUAAACGAACGUGGCGUGCAAUCGGAACGUCAUUGCAUGCGGCGCGAAUAUUCCACAUCUGUGGUGUUUUUAUUUUUUUCAUGAAAUACGGUGCGUAGAGCAACAAGAUUGGAGAUCCAUGGCGUAUACUGUCCGUUACCUCAUGGAACCUUCACACGUCCUAUUGCAAAAGCGUCCCUUUUUUUAAUCCGGCCCG